ACUUGAGCUUGCCCACUCGCAGCGAGAGCAGUGUGAAGAGCCCAAGCCGGAACAGGCUAACGAACACGGAGGAACAGAGGAAAGGGAAUGACUCUGUUGGUCAGAGAAGAAUCUCUCCGGUUCAUUCCCCAAAAUUAGGUUCAAGAAGGAAUGUACCCCAUCAGCAAGUGACGAAUAGAUCGCCGAGAAUGAGAAAACCGGUGGCUGAGACUUACGAGAAGGAUAAGGAGUUGAGUAUAGCAGAGGAUGAAUCAUCCACCAUCUCGGAGAGCAGCAUUAGCACGUCUUCGCAGACAGAUACAGAGAGAUGCAAGUUGGAGGAGUACAAGGAAGGGAGAAAUCUAUUGGAGAGGUGUGAUAAGCUGCUGCACAGCAUAGCCGAAAUAACUGCGAGCGAGUUGCAGCCGAGCCCAGUCUCAGUGCUGGACUCGUCUUUUGACAAGGACGAGUGUUCAUCACCAUCUCCAGUCAUGAAGCGGUGCAUUGAUUACAGAGAACAACCCGCCGAGUCAGAGGACGACAUGUGGAGUGCAGCCAUGGGUUUCAUGGGAGGAGCCAAAUCGGAGGAGACAUCCGAGGAUUACGACUUCGUUUAUGUGUCGGAAAUCCUGCGAGCUUCCAAUUACUUGCCCGAAGACAGCGACAUUUUCCUAUUACUGGAAAAGCAGCAGUAUCUCAAGGGGAAUGACACCUCCAAAGCUUCCACCCUCCAAAGAAGACUCAUCUUCGACACCAUACACGAAAUCCUGAAGCGGAAUAAACAACUUCCGCCGUGGAAGGCAAUUUCGUGGAUUGGGCAGACACCGUUGUUGCAGAGAAUAUGGUCAGAGUUCCGGCGGAUCCGAAGAGAGAAGGAGGAAUCAGAGGACUUGUUCGACGUAAUAUGCGGCGUGCUAAGGAAGGAUCUGGCGGAGGACGGCAUGAAUGGAUGGGGAGAAUGCCCAGUGGAGAUGGGCGAGGUGGUUCUAGACAUCGAACGUCUCGUGUUCAAGGAUCUCAUCGGCGAAACCAUACGAGAUCUCGCCCAAUCAUCUAACAGGCUCUCCGCCCUUCGUAGGAAAUUGGUGUUUUGAAAUCGGAUUAGGAAUG
Molecule: messenger RNA, 1089 nt
Organism: Neltuma alba
Lineage: Eukaryota; Viridiplantae; Streptophyta; Magnoliopsida; Fabales; Fabaceae
Product: protein LONGIFOLIA 1-like
Exons: 3
Coding region: 189-1073 (294 amino acids)
Biological process (GO): regulation of monopolar cell growth
Source: RefSeq, a predicted model, not a curated record